AUGGAUCAUCAGAAAAAUAGCGGCGAGUUUCAGAGCAGCCUCUCCAGCACCGGAACAACAGAAGCACCGAUUAUUCCUAUGGAGCCGAAGAAAUCAAAUGAAUCUGCAAAAGAGCUGAGGUUGAAUGUACAUGAAUUGAAAUCUGCCGUCAAAGCCACCACCGUAGACUUUGGCGACUCCGUUCAUGGGGGUACCGUGAGCAGCACCAGCCAAUCGUCUCCUCCUCCUACGGGGACCAACAUCUCCUCCACUCCGACGUCAAACAACAACCCACCGCCUCCUCCUCCUAAGGGGACCAACAUCUCCCCCACUCCGACGUCAAACAACAACCCACCGCCUCCUCCUCCUACGGGGACCACCGCCUCCUCCUCCCCCACUCCGACGUCAAACAACAACCCACCGCCUCCUCCUCCUACGGGGACCACCGCCUCCUCCUCCCCCACUCCGACGUCAAACAACAACCCACCGCCUCCUCCUCCUACGGGGACCACCGCCUCCUCCUCCCCCACUCCGACGUCAAACAACAACCCACCGCCUCCUCCUCCUACGGGGACCACCGCCUCCUCCUCCCCCACUCCGACGUCAAACAACAACCCACCGCCUCCUCCUCCUACGGGGACCAACGUCGGAAACUUACCACAGCCAGCUAAUGGGACAUCGGUUACUCCCCCCCGGACCCAUACCCGUGGACAAAUUGGUGGAUAUGGCAACGGGGCACAUACUGCAACAAUAGCAAUAACUGCUAUUGCUUAUGUAAUGUAUCAAAACUCUUUUUCAGGUCAUUCAAGUUUAAGCCCAAGCCCUGUGGCUUUUGCUCCGGCGCCGGCGCCGGCCACUGAGGUGGAAUACUUCACUCUUGUUAGGGUGUUCGUUGGGAUCUACAUAUUCACUUUUCUCUCAUAUUUUAUGAUUCGUCCCACGAGUUAUUAUUUUCGUUUAGGAGUGGAUGAGAUCUCAGUUUUGGCUGGUUACACAUUCGUUGUGUUAUUUUCGCGUGACUUUGAUAUUCCAUACAGCGACAUGUUGGCUGUCGUUCUGGGGGUUGUUUCAGUCAUUAGAUGGGUUCAAUUAGGGUAUCGAUUCUACUGGGAAUUGCUCGCGGCGCCGGCUGCGACUGCUGGGACACCUCCGGCUACGGCACCGCAGAUUGUGAUAUCGAAUCCUUAA
Raphanus sativus (radish) is the source of this 1167-nucleotide messenger RNA. RefSeq lists its product as uncharacterized. The record is from RefSeq and is a predicted model, not a curated record. Lineage: Eukaryota; Viridiplantae; Streptophyta; Magnoliopsida; Brassicales; Brassicaceae. The transcript has a single exon. Bases 1 to 1167 code for a protein of 388 amino acids.